CAAUGGCAGGACAGUGUUCUCCUGUGAUCCACGCGUGGUGCUGUGGAGAGCAUCACCACAUGAAUACUAACCAGAGCAUGAGACGGACUCGUCCUGCUGACAACAAACACAAACAUCCGACAGUUGGUAUCAGAAAAGAAACCUGCUAUUUGCGCGGCACCGUAAAGCUACAUCUUUAUAUGUGUCGUUGCAUGAAGUAAACAAAGACAAUUGACUACGCGCGCGCACGUCCGGAGCUGAUCGAGUAGUACGUGGUACCCAAGUUGAGACCGAUGUGGAGACUGCUGGGCGUUAUCGUUCCCGCUGCUAUGGUUACACCGUGAGCGGUAAGAGGAUCGUGUUUAAGCAAAAAAUUGGGAUUUUGUUGCAACAGAAACCAUGGGCUCCAGGCUCAGCCGUCAAAACAGUCUCGACAACGAGAAUUUUUCAAGAAGGAGACGAAAGCAUCUGGACAGCACGGGGGAGAGCGAGCAGAGGGGAAGCCGCGGCAGCGCCGACUUCUUGUUUACAUCCCUGAUGCUCAAACCGGAUAAACUGCCAGGGAUGCUGAGGAGGGCAAACCCCAGCCCCUAUGUCAGACGAGUCGCGUGGGUUCGAGAGAUUCAAAAGCUCCUUCGAGGGAUGAAAAUAGAGGAGGCGACCGAUGUACUUAGACUGUUGAGAAAGGAUCUUGGUUUGGAGGGAACGUCACUAAACGAUAUCCUCUACAAGAACUCAGCCUUUCUGAAUCUUGUUGACCCCAUAUCUCAUGAGCUGCUACUAAGCCUGGCCAAAGACAUGCAGUGCCCGAAAAAGGACUCUGAUAUGCUGAAAUCAUCUGAUAAAAUCUGCAGACAGCUAAUCUACCACCUGACCCCUCACUCCAAAUGGCUCAGAAAAAGCAUGACCAGGAGAAAGGCCCAGGCCUGUCUUAAAACAACACUUCAAAAGAAGCUGUGCAGUGACUCAGUGGACCUCUCUGGGAUCCCUCUGUCAACUCGUGACUUACGACACGUGGCAUAUUACCUCCAGACCAGCGGGGGUGCUGUGAUAUCCGUAGACCUGAGUUUCACUGAGCUUCGAGAUGAAGGCCUACGUCUACUACUGCCCUUCCUGGGUGCAUUGCCCAAACUCACGACACUGGCUCUCAACGGGAACCGUCUGACUCAUGGCGUCCUUAAAGAUUUGGCCGAAGCCCUCAAGGAAUCUAAGGGGUUCAACUGUCUUGCUUGGGUUGACCUGGGCAACAACGUGGACAUAUUUACCAUGCCGCAGCCUCUUCUGGUAGCCCUAAGGCGACGCUGUAGUCUGAAGAGCAGCCUGCCUACUAUCUAUGAGUACACAGAAGGUCAACCCUACUGCUAUCGCAUGGAGAGUUCCAUUGAAGAACCCAGCCACUACGAAGAAGAUGAAGAAGAGGAAGAUAUAGAGCCAUGGAGUAUCGGAGAACAGAAAAGUUCGGGUAGUUUCACCCUUCCCUAUUGCCAGAGGUGAACCAAUCACUUCUGGUGUCAUCAAAUGAUGGAAUGAAAAUCAUAAAGAACGAGAAAGUGCAAGUAGGAGACCCCUUCUCCCUCAGCACCAUUUCUCCCAGUCAACACAUUUUACCUUCUACCUUUCUCCUCCACUGCAGCUCCAUGAAACUCCCAUUGUAUGACCAACAUAUUUAAAGUGUUCCCAACAACACAAAUGGGACCACCUGAACACAACACAAUGAAACGCGCUCUCCAAAAGCUUCACCAUUGACUUACUAUGUGGAUGGGUGAUGCUCCUUGACACAAGAUGGGGGUUCAUUGGAGGAGGUCUUCUCUCACGAAGAACCAGUGACGGAGAGGAAAAAUUGAGCGAGGGAGUCAAUUGCCGGGUUGAUGCAUACCAGCGGUGUAUUUGAAGAUCGGACACCCAGCUUUUAGCAAUUUUGUGAGGUUUGGUCAGAUUUGUCAGUGUUGCAUCGCUUGUCUUUACUGGGACAGACCGGACCCAUCACCAUUAUGUCUGUGCUCCACUAAUCUCCCAACAAAAGCCAUGAAACCAGCUCAACAGACUCUACAGCCGAUCCAACGUCACGUGACGCCAGCAAAACUGCUAUGUAGAGACUUUUGCAUUCCCCCACUUUCCGAAACGUUAACUCAUUCAUUCACACAUCACUUUUCGUGUAGUUGUGAGUGAUGAUACAGGGUAACACUAGCUGGUGUGCUAGAGGACUUUUUUGUUGUGUACUAUUGUUAAAGUUACCUUAUAAGACAACGGGUAGAUUAUAAGAACGAUUUGAGUUUACUGAAUGAUAAGACUUGGAACAUGUUUGUCAUUACUUGUUUUUAUUAGGGCAUUUUUUCCAUUUUAAAAAUACCUCUUAAGUACGCUUUCCUUAUUUGAGAGAAACUCUAUACUGCUUUUUACCAACUUUGCCCUCUUUAAGAAAAGUUUUGACUUUUUUAAGUAAGACUUUUACUUUGGUAUACUCAGAUAAAUAAAGGUACCUAUGCCUGGUCAAUUGAUAUGAUUAAUAUGGUGUAUAUUCUAAUACCUUAUUGUGUUUUCUUGAUAAGCCAUGUCUAAUACACUAAACUGAAAUAUUAAUUCACACUUAACAUUGGUGAAGCAGGUUGUAUUUUACCUUUAACAUGACUGCUACAAAUAUAUAUAUGAAGUCAGCUGAACUGUGCAUAUCUGCCGAUAUACCGAUUCAAAUGAGUGAUGAUAUCGAUUACGAUGCGGAUAGUUUGGUGGUUUUACCUUUUAUAUUUUCUUUUAAAUUAAUGAUAAUUAAUGACACAAUUUUGUAAGACAUGCAAAUGAAAACUGUUUUUUCUCUAUUUCAGCAACAUUUCAAAGUAAUUACAAGCCUGUACUUAAAUUAACAUUCUUAACAUAAACUAAAUUCUUAAUAUUUAAAUUAUAUUUCUUAAGAUUUAUGAAUUAAUAACAGGUAUUCAAUUCAAUUUUAUUUAUAUAAUGCUCUUAACAAUUGUUUAAUUGUUUCAAAUCAGCUUUGCUGGUGAUAAAACACCAGUGGACAUUAGUAAUAAUGUAACGUAUAGAUAAAAGUGCUAAGUUAAGCCAAUGUCAGCUGACACCCUAGGGGUUGAAAAAACUCCUAGGAGAAAAAUUCCUAUCAACACUAAACAUCAAGCAUUUAACACUUCCUUUACACGUAGCACAAUGUGAUGGAUUUCCUGCCCUCUUUUAAUUGACGGGAAUAAUCGGACGAUUAUUUUUAAACUAUCUGCCGAUGGUGUGAUUAUUGGCUGAUAUAUCGAUGCAUCUUUAAUAUUUACACAUCAUGUUAAAAUUAUUUGAUUACCUGAGCACUUUAAUUCGUAUUUUAAACAUAUGUGUGUCUCAAAAGCUUAUCAUAGUAAUGUUGUCUUGUGUAACACAAACAUUUGAUAUCAUAAUCUUAAUACAAAACCAGUCAUACAAAUACAACUCAAGCUGUUUGGAGGUAAAGCUCAGAUGAUCGAAUUGUUAAAUGUUAACCUUUUUUGUUGUUCAAAUAUAUACAUGUAUUAUUUUUAAAUGUGUCAAAUGUGUAUUUGUUUAAUGUUAUCUCAAUGUUGUCUCAGUGUUGUUGACUAUAUUAAUAUAUGUAAUAUCCCUUCACAGGAGCUUAACAAAUGCUAUUUGUAAAACGUAUACACGACCUUGUAAACUUUCCAGUACUGAAUAUGAAUAUCAUCUGGACUGUUUUCAUCUUAAAAUAAAUUUCACUUCACAAGAAGUGUCUUAUUGUAAAAAUAGAAGUAUUUGCAUAAAUAUUUGCAUUUGUUGUUAUGGCCCUGUGCGUAUACAGUAGAUCAUUAUAAUUAAUGACCAGCCAUGAUCUGCUUGUAUGGGAUGUUUAACCUGCAUAUGAUAUUCUUGUUACUCAUGUAAACAAUAUCAGAAUCUUAGUACUCACAAUGCUUACUGUAUACAUGAUGGCAAAUAUCCAAUACAGGUUCUUAAUUGAAGGGCAGUUUAUUUGUCAUGUUGUUUAUGUGUCUGUUUGUAUAUAUGAGUUUUCUCUGUCUGUGUCAUAAAUCUGUGCUUUAAACAUUAUGUAAUAAGCAGUACUUAUAAGACUGUUACACAGCUCUGUAAUAAAACUUGAUUAUUAUAAUCCCAUAGCUGUACCAAAAGAAUAGUCGCUUGUUUAUUUGGUGACAUCAGAGAGUGUUUGGAGGAUAAAAGUUGUGUCUGUGAAAGGUUGGUGUUUUGGAGUGUACAACAAAAAUGGCAAGAUGUUUUUUUAUGAUGGUGAUGAUGCUGAAAUCUGCAAUAGCCUGUGUG
Molecule: messenger RNA, 4251 nt
Organism: Misgurnus anguillicaudatus (oriental weatherfish)
Lineage: Eukaryota; Metazoa; Chordata; Actinopteri; Cypriniformes; Cobitidae
Gene: lrrc75ba
Product: leucine rich repeat containing 75Ba
Source: RefSeq, a predicted model, not a curated record